CUCUUGAUGGUUCCAACAGGCCAGACUGACGCGCUCGGAGCUGUAAGUACUGGUGUAUUAGGGUGCAGCGCUCAGUGGUCCCAAAAUGAGUGUCCAAGAGCAGGGUUUCCCUUUGGACCUUGGAGCAAGUUUUACGGAAGAUGCCCCCCGACCCCCAGUGCCUGGCGAGGAGGGGGAGCUGGUGUCCACAGACCCGAGGCCCGCCAGCCACAGUUCCUGCUCCGGGAGAGGUGCCAGCGCCAAAGGCGAGACUUCCACCGCCACCCCUCGGCGCUCGGACUUGGACCUGGGGUACGAGCCCGAGGGCAGCGCCUCCCCCACGCCGCCCUACCUGAAGUGGGCCGAGUCGCUGCACUCCCUGCUGGACGACCAGGACGGCAUCGGCCUGUUCCGGACCUUCCUGAAGCAGGAGGGCUGUGCCGACCUGCUGGACUUCUGGUUCGCCUGCAGCGGCUUCAGGAAGCUGGAGCCCUGCGAUGCGAACGAGGAGAAGCGGCUGAAGCUGGCCAGGGCCAUCUGCCGCAAGUACAUUCUGGACAGCAGCGGCAUCGUGUCCCGGCAGACCAAGCCGGCCACCAGGAGCUUCAUCAAGGACUGCAUCGUGAGGCAGCAGGUGGACCCCGCCAUGUUCGACCAGGCGCAGACGGAGGUCCAGGCUGCCAUGGAGGAGAACACCUACCCCUCGUUCCUCAAGUCUGACAUGUACUUGGAGUACGCCAGGACGGGAGCGGAGAGCCCGAAGGGCCUCGGCGACCAGAGCCCUGGGUCAGGGGCGGGCAAGGGCUUGGCGGGGUACCUGCCCACCUUGAACGAAGACGAGGAGUGGAAGUGUGACCCGGACAUAGAUGAGGACGAGGGCAGAGACACGGCCCCCCCCAGCAGGCUCACGCAGAAGCUGCUCCUGGAGACGGCCGCCCCGAGGGCCUCCUCGAGCAGACGGUGCAGCGAAGGCAGAGAGUUCAGGUAUGGACCGUGGCGGGAGCCAGUCAACCCCUACUACGUCAGCUCCGGCUAUGCCUUGGCCCCGGCCACCAGCGCCAAUGACAGCGAGCAGCAGAGUCUAUCAAGCGAUGCCGACAGCUUGUCCCUCACAGACAGCAGCGUGGACGGGGUCCCGCCAUACCGGACCCGCAGGCAGCACCGCAGGGAGAUGCAGGAGAGCAUGCAGGCCAAUGGGCGGGGGCCUCUCCCUCACAUCCCUCGCACCUACCGCGUGCCAAAGGAGAUCCGCGUGGAGCCACACAAGUUUGCCGAGGAGCUCAUCCACCGGCUAGAAGCAGUCCAGCGCACACGGGAGGCCGAGGAGAGGCUGGAGGAGCGGCUGAGGCGUGUGCGGAUGGAAGAAGAAGGCGAGGAUGGGGACCUGUCUCCUUGUCCUCCGGGAGUGAGUCACAAGCUGCCUCCCGCCCCGACCUGGCACCCCUUCCCGCCCCGCUACGGGGACAUGGGCUGUGCUGGGCUGCGGGACUCGCACGAGGAGGACCCUGAGGCCAUCCUGGAUGAGCACGUGCAGCGUGUGCUGAGGACGCCCGGCCGCCAGUCCCCUGACAGCGGGCACAUGGCCAAGGGGGCGGCAGUGCUGGGCGGCCCGACCUCUGGGCACAGCAAGCACACGCCCAGGUCAGGGCCAAGGCUGGAGGCGGCUGGCCUGCACCACCACAGGCACGUCCACCACCACGUCCACCACAGCACGGCCAGGCCCAAGGAGCAGGUGGAGGCUGAGGCUGCCCGCAGGGUCCAGGGCAGCUUCCCGUGGGGCCCCGAACUGUACGGCCACGCGGCCAAGCCCCGCAGCUACCCAGAGAGCAUGGGUGCCGGUGCUGGUGACAGUCUGACCCACAGCGGGAAGGCAGGCUUACCUUCCAGGAGGGGCGCCAAGAAGGCCGACUCGGGGAAGAGUGGCAGUGUGGAGGCCCCCGGGCCCUCGGAGGACGCAGAGAGGAACCAGAAGAUCAUGCAGUGGAUCAUCGAGGGCGAGAAGGAGAUCAGCAGGCACAGGAGGGCUGGCCACGGGUCUUCCGGGGUGAGGAAGCAGCCGACCCAUGAGGGUACCAGGCCUCUGUCCGUUGAGCGUCCGGGGGCUGUGCACCCUUGGGUCAGUGCUCAGCUCCGGAACUCCGUCCAGCCCUCCCACCUCUUCAUCCAAGACCCUGCAAUGCCACCCAACCCAGCACCCAACCCCCUGACCCAGCUGGAGGAGGCCCGCAGGCGUCUGGAGGAGGAGGAGAAGAGGGCGAGCAAGCUACCCUCCAAGCAGAGGUAUGUGCAGGAGGUUAUGCAGCGGGGACGCACCUGCGCCAGGCCAGCGUGCACGGCAGUGCUAAGUGGGGUGCCCGCCGUGUCGGACACGGAGCUCUCCGAGACAGAGACGAAGCCGCAGAGGAAGGCGGGCAGCGGGGGCGCCCCGCCCUGUGACAGCAUCGUGGUGGCUUACUACUUCUGUGGGGAGCCCAUCCCCUACCGGACCCUGGUGAGGGGCCGCACGGUCACCCUGGGCCAGUUCAAGGAGCUGCUGACCAAGAGGGGCAGUUACAGAUACUACUUCAAGAAAGUGAGCGACGAGUUCGACUGCGGCGUGGUGUUCGAGGAAGUGCGGGAAGACGAGGCCGUCCUGCCCGUGUUCGAGGAGAAGAUCAUUGGCAAAGUGGAGAAGGUGGACUGACUGCAGGCCUGGCCGCCGCGCCAGCCCGAGGACACCCGCUGUGCCCAGCGUGUGGGACCAGGCGGGCACCUCGCCCCCGGAGCCCAUGGUGCGGGUGAUUGAGACGUGCGUGUCACGAGUCCGUGUGUGGCGCACAGGGACGGGCCAUGUGCCGGGGGUGUGUUGUCCGCUCGGCGCGUCUGUCUGGGGGCGGGGCCCCGAGUAUUGGCACCAGACCCUGGGCCGAGGCAGGACCCUGUCCACUUCUCCAUAGCAAUACUGGAGCGCACGGCCCGUGACCCCGAGCGACCCUGCUGCUAGCCAAGGGCUGACCCACGGGCACCCUGCGCCGGCCAGCGUCCACUUCUUCCUUGGGGAUCUGUCCGGCUGGGUCCAGGCCCAGGCCCACAGGCCCACGGGGCUGCCAUAAACUGCGUGUCACCGAGUGCCUUCAGCACAGCUGCCUCUUGCCUGCCACUGUGUGAAUCCGGCGUCGGAGCCCGGGCUCCCCCUCCGCCCUCCGCCCUCCGCCCCAGCCGCGCCGGCCCAGCCCCGGCCCCUCCUUCCGAAGGGCCUGUGUAAAUAUGUACAUUCUCAGGCCAGGGCCCGCGGGGCCGCCCCGGGCCCAUUUUUCACACGAUGACUUGUACAAUGACCUUUUCGAAGGUACUUGGGUAAUCAUGAAAUAAAACUGUUUGAACCUGC
Molecule: messenger RNA, 3346 nt
Organism: Tupaia belangeri chinensis (Chinese tree shrew)
Lineage: Eukaryota; Metazoa; Chordata; Mammalia; Scandentia; Tupaiidae
Gene: AXIN1
Product: axin 1
Exons: 10
Coding region: 86-2662 (858 amino acids)
Biological process (GO): positive regulation of protein kinase activity; positive regulation of proteasomal ubiquitin-dependent protein catabolic process; negative regulation of canonical Wnt signaling pathway
Cellular component (GO): plasma membrane; beta-catenin destruction complex; nucleus
Molecular function (GO): protein kinase binding; molecular adaptor activity; ubiquitin protein ligase binding
Source: RefSeq, a predicted model, not a curated record